AUGGGUUUAAUGUGUAAUAUAAAUAACUUAAAGGAAUCAAGGAAUUAUACAGAUUCUGAAAUCAACAAUUACAUUGAGCAGUUUUUACAUGAAUGCUCCAAAUUCACAGAAAAGCCAACACAUAAUUCAUUUCAAAACACAAAAGCAUGGAAGUAUAUUAAAAAAUGUUUAGAAACAAUCAAAAAUCAAGAAGAAGUAGAUCCUGAAAUACUCGAUGAAAAUGAAGCAUAUUCAUAUGUGUUGAAUAACCAUCAAAUAUUUGACCAGAUAGUGACGUUGGUGGAUAGAAUUAAUGCCGGAGAAAGGGAUAAAAUGCCCUUGUUUGGCCUUCCCCUAGCAGUAAAGGACAACGUGACUGUUAAGGGAAUUCCACUUAAAAACGGAGCAACAACUGGCCCUUACAUGCCGAGUUUCAACGCAACUGCAGUGGAUUCGCUUGUUAACGCUGGAAUAAUACUGGUCGGUAAAACAAAGCUUAACGGGUUUGGGCUUGGAGCUAAUACUACGAACGUUAAGAGCAUUUACGGUGAAAAAUAUAUCGUCGGAGGUUCUUCAGGAGGUUCAGGAGUUGCAGUGGGAGGAAACUCAGUAACUUGCGCAAUUGGAAGUGAUACUGGAGGUUCAGUCAGAUGUCCAGCAGCCUUUUGCAAUUCAGUUGGUUAUAGGCCAUCAAAAGGUCUCAUAAGCAGGUUUGGGUUGAACGAACUAUCCGCUAAUUUUGAUACGGUUGGAUUCAUUACCAACACCGUAUACGAGGCAGCCUAUCUAACCUAUAUCACAUCAGGUUAUGAUAUUAAGGAUAUGCUAAGUGAAUAUGAUUCUAACCGUACUAAACAAUCUAUUUUGACCGUUUUGCACAAUUUUAACACAAUAAAAAGUUUACUGCUUAACAUUAUCAAGGAAUUUAAAAUACUUGUAGGACCAUUGGAUAAUUUGAAAGGAUUGAAAAAUGUAAAGAUUGGAAUAUUCGAUGCUGAGGAGAUUUGUAAAUUGGGGUUUAUUGAUGAGGAGAAUAAAGUUAAUAUGGAGAACGUGGCAAGAAUAACCUCAGAAUUGGGAGCAGAGGUUGUGAAAUUAAGUAUUCCACCCCUUGAUAAGUUAACCUCAAUAUAUUACCUGGAAACAGCAAAGCAAACUACCACCAACAUCAGAAGGUUCAAUCAGUACCCUUAUUCAUCAACUCAAAUAAACACAGUUACUGAUCUGAUAUUAAGCCUUGAAAAAAGAAUACAAGAACGUUUCCUACUAGGAGAAUAUGUUAAGUUUAGUGAAUUUGAUAUUGAAACGUUGUUAAAGGACGAAAGAGAAAAUAUGAAUAAAUGGGUGGAAGAAAACAAACUGUUCAGUGAAGUGGAAUUCUUCAUAUCUCCUUCAACCUCAGAAGUUUUGCCAAUAAGAAAUUUAGAGUUUGAAUCGAAAAACGUAUACAUGCUGGACCUAUUUCUCACAAUCGCACCGAUACUGGGACUGUGUUCCCUCGCUUUACCUCUUAGGAACUCAAAUAGGCCUAAUUCACUACAUAUCACAGCAGGAUACUUACAGGACCAUAGAUUAUUUGAAGUUUCGAAUAUUUUCGAAGAAUAUUUAAAAGCCCAAAGCGGGUCAACAUAA
Molecule: messenger RNA, 1611 nt
Organism: Theileria annulata
Lineage: Eukaryota; Apicomplexa; Aconoidasida; Piroplasmida; Theileriidae
Product: glutamyl-tRNA amidotransferase, subunit, putative
Exons: 5
Coding region: 1-1611 (536 amino acids)
Molecular function (GO): catalytic activity
Source: RefSeq, a predicted model, not a curated record